AACACCUACACCAAUGCUGACAAGUUACUAGAGGCUGCAGAGCAGCUGGCCCAGACCGGAGAGUGCGACCCAGAGGAAAUUUACCAGGCCGCCCACCAGCUUGAAGACCGCAUCCAGGAUUUUGUGCGACGUGUCGAGCAACGUAAAGUGCUGCUGGACAUGUCCGUUGCCUUCCACACACAUGUCAAAGAGCUGUGGACAUGGCUGGAGGAGCUUCAGAAAGAACUGCUGGAUGAUGUUUACGCAGAGUCAGUCGAGGCAGUCCAGGAUCUGAUCAAGCGAUUCGGCCAGCAGCAGCAGACCACCCUGCAGGCAACAGUCAAUGUUAUAAAGGAAGGAGAGGACCUCAUACAACAGCUCAGAGACUCUGCCAUCUCAAGCAACAAGACUCCGCACAACAGCUCCAUGGCCCACAUCGAGAGCGUGCUGCAGCAGCUGGACGAGGCCCAGGGCCAGAUGGAGGAGUUGUUCCAGGAAAGGAAGAUCAAACUUGAGCUCUUCCUCCAGCUCCGCAUCUUUGAAAGGGACGCAAUUGACGUAAGUAGGCGGAAAAUAGAGG
Neolamprologus brichardi is the source of this 559-nucleotide messenger RNA. NCBI's taxonomy places the organism in Eukaryota, Metazoa, Chordata, Actinopteri, Cichliformes, Cichlidae. The record is from RefSeq and is a predicted model, not a curated record.